Chironomus riparius is the source of this 11270-nucleotide messenger RNA. NCBI's taxonomy places the organism in Eukaryota, Metazoa, Arthropoda, Insecta, Diptera, Chironomidae. The record is from the annotation of a GenBank genome assembly.
GUUUUAUGUUUGUUUUGAAAUUUGAAAUUGAAAAAAAAAGAAUUUUUAUUAAAUUAAGUGAAAAUGGAGACUUUAAAGAUAUUAGAAAACCCAAAUAUAAGUGAAGAACAAAAGGCUAAAGUGAUUAAUGAAGUUAGUGAAUCGUUUGAUGCACUUAUUGCCGAUAAAAACUAUAAUGUUAUUGAAGUCCUUAAUAUUUUUAUGAAUUAUCUCAAUAAUGGGGAAUAUCAAUUUUUCUCGGAAAGUCCAACACAAAAGACUCGAAAACAACUUUUGGAAAUGAUGCAUAGACUACCGGUGUCCGAAACUAUUCGUCCUCAUGUAAUUUCAGUCUUAUCGCUUAUGCUUACACUUAUAAGAGAAGAUAACGAAGAAAAUGUCCUUAUAUGUUUGAGAAUCAUAAUCGAUUUACACAAGCAGUAUCGACCACCAUUUUAUCCACAAAUUAAAGAAUUUUUGGCAUAUAUUCAAAACAUUUACUCGAACCUGCCACAUAAAAUGAUUAAAAUUUUCGACCCUCGAUUCUCCAGGCUAGAUAAGGCAAAUUUUAAUAUUGAUGAUAUCUACACAUUAACUGAUAAAAUUAUGCCAAAAGGAAGAAAUUCAUUCAAAGUCCUUCAAGAGCUUCCUAUCGUUUUGGUUCUUUUGUAUCAGCUUUACAAACAAAAUGUUCACGAUCAUGUUGUAGUCUUUUUGCCAGCCAUUCUUAAUACGAUUACUUUGGAACCUAAAAAAGAAUUUCGCGAUCAUGAAAUAUUUAAUAGGGAACUGUUUGUGGAUUUCCUAGGAGCACAGAUAAAAACUCUUGCGUUUCUUGCGUACACAAUAAAAACAUUUUCUGGAGGUCUUAUGGAAAUCAUUGAGAAUCAUGCUAAAACUUUGGUCGAAGGGAUGAUUUUAUUAUUACGUCUAUGCCCUAAAGAAGUUGCUCAUUUGAGGAAAGAGCUUCUUGUUGCUACUCGCCACAUAUUGGCAACAAAUUUGAGAACACAUUUCAUACCUUCGUUAGAAUUACUUUUUGAUGAAGACUUACUACUUGGAAAAUCUGGAUAUACCGCAUUAUGCUCCCUACGUCCUUUAGCAUUUUCUACACUCGGAGAUUUUAUACAUCAUGUACGAAUGGAAUUGAACCUUGAAGUUUUAUCCAAAGCUAUUCAGUUAUUCUCAAAAAAUGUUCAUGAUGAAACCCUUCCAUUAGCCAUUCAAAUCAUGUCAAUAAGACUCUUACUAAAUCUUGUUGAAUGCAUUAGAACACAAAGGCAACUGGAUAUGAACGUUAGUGAUGCAAGCAUUCGUAAAACUCUUCUACAAAAUAUGAUGAAAGUUUUCAUUCUUAAGUUUCAUACAAUUGGUAAAAUGCAAAUGCCAAUAAUAACGGAGAAAUGGAAAUCAACAGGUAAUCAACAAUUGACAUCAAGUGGCGUGGCUGACUCUACAACGAAAGAAUUUACAUCUGUUGAAAUAAUACCAGAAGCUAUAUCAAAAUUAACAAGUAUAGGUUUUACACCUCCAUCAAAUUUGAAUCUGACUGAGUACAAACUAUUGAUAAAAUCUCUUAUUGGUGGAAUCAAAACAAUCAUGUUUGGCAUAAGCUUUAUUGACAAUGGAGCACAGCCGAAUCAACAAAUCUCGAUUGUCUUGUCACCUCAAGAAGUACAGUAUUUUAUUAAUUUCUUUAAUUGGUCACUAGAAGCUUUUUAUGUUUAUCGAAUCAACACUUUCGGAAAUAACCAACAGAAACUAGCAUUAUCAGUUGCUGCUCAGCGAGAAGAAAAGGAGUUAUUGGAACUAUUUAGUGGCUUGUUCUUGAAUCUUUCAAGCCAAAACUUUCAAGAAAUUUUUACUGCUUGCAUUGAUACAUUAAUUGAUAAAAUGAAAACAAAUCAAAAUCUUCAAAUAAUCAUUAAUACAUUUUUAUCGUAUCGUGCUACAUCUCCAAUAUUUGCAUCUGUAAUGGUUGAAUUCUUACUUAAGAGAAUGAAAGUAAUUGGUUCAAGUGAUACAGAACUGUCGAAUCUUUAUUUAAAAAUGUACAAAUUGAUAUUUGGAAGCGUGUCAAUGUUUUGUGUUGAAAAUGAAGGAAUGAUUCGACCUUAUCUACAAACUAUAGUUGUUAAUUCAAUGGAAAUGGCAAUGAGGGCUGAAGAACCUUACAAUUACUUUCUGCUCCUAAGAGCUUUAUUUCGAUCUAUUGGAGGAGGGACGUACGAUAUUCUGUAUCAAGAAUUUCUUCCACUAUUGCCAAGCCUUCUCGGUGGACUAAAUAAAUUACAAAGUGGAUGUCAUGAACAACAAAUGAAGGAUUUAUUUGUUGAAUUAUGUUUAACUGUACCCGUUCGAUUAUCUUCAUUACUUCCUUUUUUACCAAUGCUAAUGGAACCACUUGUAUCAGCAUUAAAUGGUUCGCCAACUCUGGUGAAUCAAGGAUUACGAACUUUAGAACUAUGUGUUGACAAUCUUUUACCUGAUUUUUUCUGUGAUCAUAUACAGCCAGUGCGAGCAGAACUCAUGCAAUCGUUGUGGAAGACACUAAGAAACCAUGACAACUCAUCAAUGGGUGCUUUUAGAAUCUUAGGAAAAUUUGGUGGUGGCAAUAGAAACAUGCUAAUAGAGCCACAAAAAUUGGAACAUCAAGACAUAGAACAUGACUACUUGACUCUAAAACUAUCCUAUUCAAAUAAGCGCAUUGAAGUGCCAGCAAAAAACAUAAUUAAGUCUGCUUUCCAAAUAUUAAAAACAUCAAAUGAACCAUUUUACCUUAAAGAAAGUUGGAACGUUGUUAAACUGUUCCUGCUUUCUAAUAUAGAGCUAGAUGAUGAUCAAAAUUUGAUGAUGAAUUUGUUGCAACAAACGGAAUAUAUAGUAAUGGAGAAUAUUGGACAGGAUAUUGUUAAAACUUCCAACAAUGAAAACGAAGUAAUGCAAGUUGCACUUAGUGCCAUGUUUUUGGCAUCUCAUCUGAAGGAUGUAAAGAAAGAGGCACUUCCGAUUACAAUUCACAUAGUGGAAAGAUUAACAAUAAUAGCAAUUGCUUACCAAACUGGAACAAUUCAAAAGACAAGUGAAGAGUCAUUACAAAAACCUUUAUUGAUGUUCGAUGGUUUAUUUUCUUUACUGGAUAGCGAAGACAAAACUAUUUAUAAUUUUGCAAUUUCUAUUUUACAAAUAAUUUUAAAAAUCGCUAUAAAUGUAAUGGGUUCACUUAAUCGAAUUGCCAAUUUACCAAUGACACAAUAUAUGUUUGAGAGAGCAAUUGAUUUGUUAUAUGAAAAAUCAUCAUAUGCUCAAAAAGGAGGAUGCAUUAUUUUGAAAUUUUUAUGUGAACAGCUUCCAGCAUCACUUUUCUUCAAGAAUCUAUUUGCCAUUUUUAAAUCACACUUAUUUGUUAUUCGAGAUUUAUCUGAUAAUGUUUGCCGAGGGACAAUUGAUGUGGCUGAAACAAACAUUGAUUUUUUGUUGGAAAUAAUAAUGAAUUAUGUAAGUUCUAAUAAUAUGACUGAAGAAUAUAUUAAAGUAUAUAAUAGUAUAGUCAAUGAAUUAGUUCUACAAACUGCAAGUCCACAUAAGCUUAUACGACAAGUGGCAACCAAAUCUCUGAGAAAAAUUGCACAAUUACAAAAAACGAAUGUAUCAAAUUUACUGGAGCCGUACAAAAAUUUCUUUACUGAAGUAAUCGUAUUUUCACCAGCCAAAACUUAUCUGCGACAUCAACCAUUAAGCACACAAAUUGGAAUUCUGGAAGCAAAUUAUUUUUGUACAUCAUUAGAACCAAAAUUGAUGAAAUUUGAUAACUUUCAGUUUUUGACUGAUGUGAAAAUUAUUAUCAAAUGUGAUGACGACACAAUGUCAAGAUGUGAUGCUUAUAAAGACCCAAAAGUACUGCCGGAACUAAGAGAAAGCGCAAUGAGGGUAUUGGUAUCAUGGCAUUAUAUUUAUCACAACCAACAUUACGAUACCGAUAAAGUUAAGAACAUUAACUUUUGCGAAGAUGCUUUUAUUACUUUGUUCAAAGCUUUGGAGAAUCAUCAGAACCUUCAAGAAACUGCUUUUGAGUGUCUUAAAAAACUAAUAGACGAUUGCAAAGAAAAAUCUGAAACUGGUUGGCCUGUUCAACAUUCAUUUUUGGAAUCUCUUGGCGAUUAUAAUAGUUGGACCUCAAACAGCAUAAAAAGGCUAUCAUAUUAUUGUUUGCUGUUUCCUAAAAUGUUUACUGAAAAAACGUGUGAGCAGUUAUUCGAGAUUGUAAAGAAGUUAAUUCAAAAUUCAAUCAUUGCAAACAAAGAUCAAAAUUAUUUGAAGAUUGCAAAAACUGGAGAAACAGAAUUGAAAAUAGCAGCAAUUAUUGAUUUGUUUCAUUUGAUUCCAACAUGUUCGGCAAAAUUCGUCAUUUUAUUAAUACGUCUAGUAAUGACAUUUGAGGAAAAUGUUUCAAUUGAAACGUCAUGUCCUUAUAGAGAACCACUGAUAAAAUUCUUACUGCGCUUUCCUGAGGAAACAAUAACAUUUUUACUCGCAGACGAGCAAAUUAAAAACCAGCAGUACAACAGAUUUACAAUUUUCCUUCUCAAAAAUAAAGAUGGAAACGUAUUUAAAUCUGUUAUGGAAAACAGGAGUAGUCGACUCAAAGAAUUGAUAUUGAGAGUAAAUUCAUCACCUAGUAAAAAUGAACAAUAUCAUGCUAUUUUGAUAAUAAGGACAAUAACUGAGCUUAACAAUCAAUGGCUCUCUUCUCAAAUGGGCAUUGUUGAUGCUCUUAACCAUAUAUGGAGAAUCGAUUUGAAUAAAAACGUUGAUCAAUAUAACAUGGUGUGCGAUUACUGGCAUUUGGUGACGAAAAUUUUGUUGCAUUAUUUUGAACACAAUCCAGGAGAUAUUGAUCUUUUGUUUCAAUUACUCAACAUUUUUAAUGUCAGAUUUGUGCCUGAUUUUCAAUUCUUCCGUGAUUUCAUCUAUACUAUUUGUCAAAACUAUACAGUUGAUUGGAAGAGAAAUGCAUUUUUCAUGUUUGUGGAUUAUUAUAAUCGUCCUACAGUGACUACAGAUUUAAAAAUUAAAAUAUUAACGAUGAUUCUUAUACCAAGCUUUGCAAUAAGUUUCGAUAAAGGAGAAGAAAGUCGUUUGAUUAGAGGACUCACUCAAGAUGAAGAAAGUAAUAUAAUUUCAGUAUUUAUUAACAAAAUUGUUAAUCCAUUUAUGAUGAAAGAAAAUGAUGAUGGAUUGAGAAUUGUUCUUCUUCAAUUUGCCUGUUUACUGGUUGAACGUGCAUCUCCAUAUAUUCAAAGUAAUAAAAAAGAAGAUAUUCGACAGCUGACAACUUUCGGAUAUUCAAGUCUGCUUCACUCAAAGAAUUUUUGGGAUCCAACUGCUGUAUAUAACGGACAUUUACUUCUUUCGCACAUUAUUGCUAAACUUGCAAACAAAAAAUCAUGGCAAGAAGUGGUUUUUAAAGUUUUCCAUUCUCUCCUCAAAGCACAUGCUAUCGAAGCUAGAAAUAUAGUCCGUCAAACAUUAGAAGUGUUUAUGCCAAUGAUGCCGCUUAAAAUGAAUGAUCAAUCAAAUUUGUCAUUGAUUAAUCUUACAAAAUCAGUAAUUAUAAAAGAUGGACAUGCAAUAUUACAACUUUAUCAUGUAUUUCAAGUUAUAAUUCGACAUCAUUCUAUUUAUUAUCCAGUAAGGCAUGAGAUUAUUCAAAACAUGAUUCAAUCAAUGCAAAGACUAGAAUCAUCAAAUUCUAUAGACUAUAGAAAAUUAGCUAUUGAUAUUGCUGAAGUAAUAAUAAAUUGGGAAUUAAAAAGAAUAAAAGACAAUGCUGAAGAACAAGAAAAAAUGACAACAACAGGUGGGAUUAAAAGAAGUCACCAAGAGUUGCUACAAUCUACUAUAAAAAAGCAAGCCAUCGGAGAAUAUUCACCACAACCAGGAACAUCUCAAAUGUCCUUAAUCUCAAUUGACGAUACAUCAAACAAGCCAAUCGAAUGGAUUCAUUGUAAAUCUGUAAUAAAUUUUCUGUUUGAUUUACUUUUCAUGCUAAGUGAGCAAAUUACAACGCAAUUGUCAUCAAUCGUCUCCCCCAAUGAAGUAAUAUCAAAGCACAGUUUAAAUUUAUUGAAAAAAGUUCUUAAAAAAGAAGUUUGGAUAAAAGAAAACGAAGAUUUACAACUGACUCGUCUAAAAAAAGUUUUUGAGGAGCCAUCAAAAGUCAGUAGUACAACUGUUUGCAAUUUCCUGGAAAUUUUUAUUCAUCUCUUAGAUGAAUUAGAUGAAACAAAAUUACUUUUGAUUAUAAAAACUCUUCAACCUGGUUUGGCAAUUUGUAUUACAAGUGCACAAACAAAAGUUUUAAGAUUGAUGUCUACAUUCCUAUCCAAAUUAUUCAGUUUAUUUCCACCUGAAAUUUACAUGAAGCACGAUGAAUUAAGAUUCUUGUAUCAAACAGUUGAAAAAGCUAUAAGAAAUGGACUUGAAGUUUUUGAAAAGGAUACUGAAACUCCAACGGCGUCAUUUUUUGGAACCUUCUUAAUACUUAAGACUGCUUUUUCAAAUGACAGUAAAUAUUUUGAAAAGUUUGUAGAAAAGUUCACUCGAUUUGUAGUUUUGCUGAAAACAGACCAUCUAAAUGUUAAUUCUCAACAACAGGCUCCAUCACAAACCCCGUCACCAAAUAAUGAAUUAACUAAAGAAAUGCUGAUGCAAUCAUUGCAUUUAUUGAAGAUUUAUUUAAGCAUAAUGUCAACUGAAACACGCAAAACUUAUAUAAAUGUGAUCCUGAUCGACCUAAUUGAAAAGAGCAGCGAUUCAAAAAUAAUCAAAACUAUUAUUCAGCUUCUUGAAAGUUGGUUUCAUUUGAAAGAUCCACUUAAUGAACCAUGCUUAAGAGAAAAAGUAUUACUUUUACAAAAAUUAACUUACCAUGUUGAAAACAGAUUUAGUAGUGAUUCUGCUCUAAAUGGUCAAUUCUUAGAGUUGAUUUAUUACAUAUUCUCCAAUCCACAAACAAAUACUAUUGAACUAACAUCAAGAUUAGAUCAUGCAUUUUUAGGUGGCUUAAAGUGCACUCAGUAUGAUAUAAGGCAGAAAUUUUUCACAUAUUUUAACAAAACUGUUGAGAAGAGUGUAUACACUCGCCUAAUGUAUAUUCUAUCUACAAGAACGUGGGAUUCAAUAAGCCAUCAUUAUUGGAUAAAACAAUGUAUUGAAUUAUUAUUUCUUACUGUCGAUUGUGACAGUAUAUUUAAUAUGACAGCCAAUAACCACAAACUUCCUAAGAUAACAAAAUCUAUCGAUAUGAUACCAAUGUUUUGUCAACAAAAUGAAGACUUUAAAGAUUUUGAUUUGAACGAAAACAACGAAGAGAUAAGCAAUAUCGUCAACUCAUACAAUGCUAUUGGAAGUCGUGAUCUGUUUAUCGCAAAACUUGCAUCAUCGCAAAUGAAAUUUUCGAAAAUAUCACAUGAGUUAAAUACUGAAAAUUUCCUAAAAGGUGUUGUUCAAAUUUGCCAUGUUGACAAAAAACUUUCGGAAAAAUUGUGGAUAAAAGUGUUUCCACAGUUAUGGUCUAACUUCGAUUAUUCACAACGCCUUGAGUUGACAAAAGAAAUUAUCCCGUUUCUAUCAAAUGGAACAAAAAUAAAUUUAAAUGGCGUCAACCAGAGUGCUCUUAAUACAUUUGUUCAAGCUCUUUCAAUUUGUAAUCCACCAGUGCCAAUGUCACCGAAAUUGUUAAAAUCUAUUAGCAAAAUUCACAAUACUUGGCAUACAGUUGCUUUGUUGACUGAAGAUAUGUUUGAAAGCUUCAUGAAGGAACGAGAAAAUUUAGAAAUAUCAGAAUUCGAUGAAGAGCCAGAAGAUGAAAUGUUAAUCGAGGUUUUUGGAUCACUUUCAAGUCUCUACUCAUCGUUAAAGGAAGAAGACUUAUGGGCUGGUCUGUGGAAAACCCAUGCCAAGUAUCCAGAAACCAAUAUUGCUAUAUUUUAUGAACAAAUGGGAUAUUUUGAAGAAGCUCAAAAUAAUUAUGAAAAUGUAUUGUUGAAAUUCAAACAAGAUGUAUCAAAUGGAAUGAAUACUGUCUCUAUAAGUGACGAAAUUGAAUUGUGGGAAGAUCAUUGGAUUCGAUGUACAAGAGAAUUGAAUGAUUGGAGCAAUUUACUAAGCUAUACUGCAACUAAUAAGGAUAAAUUUAUACUUCAUAUAAUAGACUGUGCGUGGAAAAUGUCUGAUUGGAACUUAAUGCAUCAAUCAUAUUUAAGAGCUGAGCAGCUAAUUUCUAAACAAAAUGAUAGUAAAGUAGGAUUAUAUGGUGGAUAUAUUUCUCUUUUGUGUCAAAAGGAAACUGUUAUUGCAAAAUACAUAGAAAAUGCUUCUAUGGCAUCUUUACAUCAGUGGAGACAUUUGCCUCACGUUAUUUCAAAUGCACAUAUUCCAAUUCUGCAAAACGCUCAACAAAUCAUGGAAUUGCAAGAAGCUGGUCAAAUACAUCAAGAUCUUUUAAGAAAACAAGCUUUACCGUUUCAUGAUAUGAAAAGUAUCAUCAAAACAUGGAGAAAUAGAUUACCGAUAAUAUCUGAUGAUUUGUCACAUUGGAAAGACAUAUUUACAUGGCGUCAACAUCAUUAUAAAUUAAUUGUUGAAAAUGCGAGCGGCAGUAACCAUGUGGUAGCAAAUUUAGGAUCUCAAGCAUCAGCACAAACCUAUAUAAAGUUUGCGAAAAUUGCAAGAAAGCAAAACUUGUCGGUUUCAUGUCAGAAAUCUUUAACAGAAAUUGAUUCGAUCGCAUCGAUCCCAAUAGCAGAUUGUUUCCAAAAAAUCGUCCAACAAAUCAAAUAUUUCAUGAAUUUGUCACAAUAUGCCAGUGAUCCGAAAAUUAAUCUUACAGAUGCAUUGAAAAUUGUUGAAAAUGUCAACUUUGAUUUAUUUCAGCCUGAAUUGAAAUCAAUUUUGCAUGGAUAUAAAGGAUAUUUGCAAACAUAUUUAGGAAACACAGCAGAUGCUAAUAAAUUAUUUCAAACUGCAGUUGAACUAUGUGAUAAUUCGACGAAGGUAUGGGCAUUUUAUGGAGAAUAUAUGGAAAAUCUUUUUAAAAGAAAUCCUAAAAAAGCAGUAUCGUCAGGAAUAUCAGCACUAACUUGUUUCCUUCAUGCAUCUCGUGAGCACAAUGAAAUGAAAUCAAGAAAAUACUUGGCGAAAGUUCUAUGGCUUUUAACAUACAAUGAAACUCGAACUGACAUGUUUAAGGUUAUGGACAAUUAUAUGUUUGGAAUUCCAAUGAUUAACUGGCUUUCAUGGAUUCCUCAGCUUUUUAAUGCAUUAGUUCAAUAUGAAUGUGAUACAAUUAUGAAUUUGCUUAACCAAAUAGCAAAAAUAUUCCCACAAGCUGUUUAUUUUCCCAUUCGAACACUUUAUUUGAUGUUGAAAAUUGAACAGCGUGAGAGAUAUAAAAACAUUGAACAUUUCAAGAGCUUUGGAGAUCAACCAGGAACUUCUACAAUGAAUCAGUCUAAUAUGUUGUCAAUGAAAUCAACACCAGCAAUGUGGCGAUGCUCUAAAAUUAUGCAACUAGUAAGAGAAGUUCAUCCAACAAUUGUCUGCUCUUUAGAAAAUAUUUUAGAUCAGCUAAUGUCAAAGUCAGAUAUAGAUGGAACACGUUGGUUCCGUGAAAAUGUAUUUGAAGAAAACUUGCAUCAAUUAAAACAAGGUUUGGCAAAAUGCUAUGGAAUCGCAUUUGAUAAUCGACUUUCAAUAAAUGAAGCAACUACUACUCAGCACACUGUGAAUUUUAUAAGGAAAUUGAUUUCAAAUUUUUCAAUAGCAUCUGAAAAUGCAUCAGAAAAUUUACUACAAGAUCCAGUUUUUAAUAAACUUCGUCAACAAUUCAUAGAAGGAUUUAAUUUUCAACAGCCUGAAAGUAACAAACUAAUAGAUCUCAUAAAAAGACUAAAAGCGUGCAUAAAAAUUAUGGAGAUGAAAGUUAAAUAUUUGUCAAAAUCUUUUUUGAUAGAAGAAAAAUACAGAUUUUUAUCAAACUUUAGUAAUAAAACUGCAGAGAUCGAUUUGCCGGGAGAGCUUUUAUUACCACGACAUUCACAUUAUCAUAUUAAAAUAGCAAAGUUCAUGCCAAGAGUUGAAAUCGUACAAAAGCAUAAUACUUCAGCAAGAAGAGUUUUAAUACAAGGAACGAACGGAAAGAUUUAUCCCUACUUAGUUGUCAAUGAUUCGGGAAUGAUAGAUGCAAGACGAGAAGAACGAGUACUUCAACUAUUAAGAAUGCUCAGUGGAUAUUUGACUAAAUUUAAGGAGACCAGUAGACGAUUCCUCUCGAUAACCAUACCUCGAGUGAUUCCAAUAUAUCCACAAAUGAGACUUGUUGAAGAUAAUCCAUCAAGUAGUUCACUUUUGGAUAUACUAAAGAUGCAUAGUUCUAAAUCAAAUACUGACUACAAUGCUGCAAUAUCUAGUUAUUAUGAACGAUUAAUUGAAAUUCAACGACGAGGUGCUCAAACAAGUCAUAUGAUACUCAAAGAUAUUUUCCUUGAGAUUCAAAAGAAAAUGAUUCCUAAAACAAUUUUAAAAGAUUGGGCAAAUCAAGCAUUUACAUCAUCUACCGAUUAUUGGACUUUCAGAAAGAUGUUUACACUUCAACUUGCACUUUGGUCUACAGUUGAAUAUGCAUUUCAUUUAACAAGACUUAAUCCAGAGCAAAUGUAUGUGCAUCAAGAUUCCGGAUUAAUAAACGUGUCUUAUUAUAAGUUUGAUUUGGAUGAUUCAAAUGGUGAAAUGAGUUCACUAAAACCUGUACCAUUUAGGCUUACUCCAAACAUUACUGAAUUUAUAUCAAAUGUAGGAGUAUUGGGUCCAUAUACAGCUUGUAUGAUGGCUACUUCCCGAUGCUUUUUGCAGCCAAAUUUUCAGGUUCCAACAAUUCUAAGAACUAUUCUGCGCGAUGAAUAUAUUAUGUAUUUCCGUCGUAUUAUCAUGAAUUCAACACCAAUUGAUUUGAAUGAUGAUCUUUCACAAGAUAAAAGCUACAAUGAAAUUAAUUCAGAUAACGUUAUUGAAUCAAUAGAUAAGUCAGUAAACCUUGCGUUGAAACGCUUGGAAGAAAUAAUGACAUUUGAUACAACAGAAGAUGAAACAAAAGUUUCACAACUAAUUGAAAAAGCCAGAAACCAAGACUUUUUAUCUCAUAUGGAUCCUAUUUGGUUCCCUUGGUUCUAAAAAACUAUGGUUUAAUAUUCUUUGUAGAUUUAGUAAUGUAUUCAUAAAAUAAAAAAAAA